This is a messenger RNA of Linum trigynum, 3566 nucleotides long. The record is from the annotation of a GenBank genome assembly. Lineage: Eukaryota; Viridiplantae; Streptophyta; Magnoliopsida; Malpighiales; Linaceae.
CCCCACCAAAAGACUUCUCUUUUCUAUCAAUUUCCCACAACAAUAAAACCAAAACCUAUAACUUUUCCUUUUCUCUGGUUUCUUCCUCAUCCUCCAUUGUUGCAACCCUCCCUUCCACCAGGGUCGUUCUUCUCCAUUGCACUGCAACCCUCCUCCAUCUCCUGCAAUAACCACCCUCCCUCAGUGAGUUCCUCCAAUCUGGCGAGUUCUAGCAGUAUUGCCUAUCUAAGACUUUUUUGGUCAAAAAGCAAUGAACAGAGCAGUCGUCGCGGCAGUGGUGGCGAGCUCCAAGUUGCCGUGAAUGGGGAUGUUCUAAUAUGACAAUCUCUUUGUGCAUACCUCUGCAAAUCCCUCUCCGAUCUUCCCUUCUAAUCUCUAAAGAUGGAGCAGGUCGGAUUUUAUCCGACCCGUGCGGGGUAGUGAAUGGAGUGAAAAUUGCCGACCCGUGGCAGAGCACGGAGCAGAGCGGGUUAGGAAUUGCUGGGCAGGGCAUGGCACGGAUUUAGCAGUAUCCGCCUCAAACAUGACCCGUUGCCAUUCCUACUUGCACAAACUCAUGUUAUUCAAUAUGGAGCAAUUACUGAUCGAGCUGCAGAUGUACUUGCAGCCGCCAACACUGCAGCUGAAGUUGCUUUAAGGCUUGUGAAGCCUUAACUCCAGAACAGAAGGUAGAACACUUUCAGGGGAUAAUGGGGAAGGGGGCGAAGCAGAGCAGCAGGGUGAAGAAGGUGUUGAAAUUCCCGGUGAGGUUGCUGGUGAAAGCAGUGACUUUUACGUCGACGGGAUGUCCCAAUUGUCUAGCCAGAUGGGGUACGAAGCCGUCGCCAUCAUGGACUGCCCAACCCACACCGCGUUCCCGAGGAGUUGCAGUGUCAACACCAAAAAAUUGGCAAAAUGAGUAUGUACCGCUUUAUACUCAUAAUAAUAAAUGCCCUCUUCUUGGAACCAAGUAUCCAUUUUUUCAUGAAGGCGGAUAGAGGUUCGAUGUGUUUUGAAAAAAAAAACAUAAAAAAAAUAUUUUCUGAUAGCAGUUCGGAUUUAGUUGCAAUCAAAAUACCAUUAUUUCCUAGAUUUUGGGUAGAGAGGGGGAUGGAUAGAGAGAUAAUCUUAGAAAGAGAGAAUAAUAGAUUUUGGUGUGAAAAAAUACAGGAGGGGGAGGAGUUUAUAUAGCAUACGGACCGCCUGGUGGGGGGCGUUUGGUCAUUUUACACUAAACAAAAAUUGCCCCCCACCAACGGUUUUAGCAAUUGAAACAGAAAACGCACUUCGGGGGAAGCAGUUCUGGCAUCCAACGAUUCCAUAGACCGCUGACCUGGCGCACGGUCCGCCUUCGGAUCACAUCUUUAUCCAACGAUUCCAUAGACCGCCACAUGGACAAGUGUUUGCUGGCCAUCCUAAUUGAAAUCGUUUUCCCCUAUGCAGUUAUCCUUAAAAUCGUGCCUUACCCAUACGAUUUCCAUGAAAUGAUAGUAUUUUUGAUUUUUUUUUUCGAAAAAGACUGAUAUUUUUAAAAUCUUAUAGUUUAAUGAUGGAAUUUCUAAAAUAAUUUCACCAAAAUGCACAGCACGUGUAAAGAAUAUUGUUUUUGGAUGUCAAUAAGCCAUUUACUUAUUUUAAUAAGAAAUCGUCAACCUACCAACUACCAAGUGGCUGGGUAGCAGAUGUUGUCCACUAAUUUGGGCCAAACCCUCAUAUAGGCUUUACUAGAUUGAAUUUAGCCCAAAGCAUCAGCCGUCGGCCCAGUGAGGCGGAAGCCGGUACCUCUGCUACUCGAUAGGGUUUUGAAAUUUGCAUUUACUAAACCUAAACCCUACCUCUGCUUCGAGUUCUCUUUCCCCCUUCCGCCCAAUUCCUCACUUCCGUCUUCUUCGCUAGGAAUCGAAGUUGAAAGGUCCCAAAUUUUCAAUGGAAGCUCCGCCGCCGGCAAACGGUGUUAGUUCCGGAACAGUGGAGAGGGCCGUGAACGCGCUCCAGGCAUGGCGAGCUACCAAGCUGAAAACCCAGAAAGCUCAACUCCUAGAACAGGACGAGUUCAUGUAUGUUGUUAUCUCUCUCAAGAAAAUCCCGGAAAAGGGCGUCGGCCGAGUCAAGCCGUACAAAGUCAGUCUCCCCCACCGCCUGGCAAACCCUGAAGAUGGAAGCUCCGAGCUCUGCUUGAUCAUCGACGACAGGCACAAAUCUGGUCUCACCAAGGAAUCCGCCAAGAAAAAGAUCGACCACGAUGGAAUACCCAUCUCCAAAAUCAUCAAGCUUUCCAAGCUCAAGACCGAUUACCGCCCCUUCGAGGCCAAGAGGAAGCUCUGCGAUUCCUAUGACAUGUUUUUUGCUGACAGAAGGGUGCUCCCUUUGUUGCCUAAGAUGCUGGGGAAGGAGUUUUUCAGGAAGAAGAAGAUUCCGGUUGCGAUUGAUUUGAAGCACAAGGGCUGGAAGGAACAGAUUGAGAACGCUUGUGGCUCUGCUCUGGUGUUUGUGAAGACUGGUACUUGUAGUGUUGUGAAGGCGGCGAAGCUGUCGAUGGAGAAAGAUGAGAUUGUGGAGAAUGUGAUGGCUACGAUUAAUGGGGUUGUUGAAAAGAUUGUGCCUAAGAAAUGGGGUGGUGUCAGGUCUAUUCACAUGAAGCUGCUUGAUAGCUUGGCUUUGCCCGUGUAUGAGGCGGUUCCUGAGUUGAAGUUGAAGAUUGAAGGGCAAAAAGAUGAGAUAGAGGAGGAGACGGAGGUGGAGACAGAGAAUGUCGAGGAGGGGAAAACUGGGAAGAAGAAGAAGGGGAGAAUUAGUGAGAUUAGGUAUAUGGAUAGCAAUGGCGAUACUGAUGGUGAAGAACUGAGUGAUGGUGACAAUGAGACAGAGGCUGGUGGAAGUGCUGAGGUUGUAGUUAAGAAGAGGAAGAAGGGAAUUAAAGCUGAAGGUGAGAGAAGAGCGAAGAAGGUAUCUAAAGUGAAGAAUGUGGAGGUAUCUAAAGUGAAGAAUGUGGAUGGUGUCAAGCGAAAGAAAGAUGUCAGUAAAGGAACAAAUGAGGCAGCCAUCAAGCUAAAGAAGAAGAAGAAAGUCUGAAGAACAAACAAUCAGCUCGUUUUAAGCAUGCUUGCUGCUGCUUGUUAGACAUGGCCGCAAGUCUAGUAUCACUGUCUCUCUGUCCCAUGUAAGCAAUUUUGGUCUUCUGUUGUUCACUUGGUGAAGGUUUAAGCUUUUAUUUACUUUGCGAAGCUAGUCUCCUUUUUAUUUUGGGAUUAUUCACUCAGACUCUGUAUCGCUUUGGUCAAUAGAGAAUGAGAAACAGAAUGGUGGACUUUCUAAUUGAUCAUUAUUGCAGAAUUGGUUACUCUUAGUUGCUAAGUUUACCUGAAAUUCACUUACUCAUUGGAUGCACUUCAGCUUUAGUUUGAUGUCUUUCUAGUGUUUGCUGAAAUUGCACCACUUUAGAUACCACGGUGGUUGUUGAGAGCCGCAGUGGGUGAUUAUGAUACAUAAUUAUACUAAUAUGAAUGUUUAAAAGUGGACUCGCCGCUGCUAUAGCAUCAAAUGUUUACAAAUGUUACCAUCAGGAUUGAUAAAUAAGUUGCUUAAGU